Acaulospora morrowiae is the source of this 756-nucleotide messenger RNA. The record is from the annotation of a GenBank genome assembly. NCBI's taxonomy places the organism in Eukaryota, Fungi, Glomeromycota, Glomeromycetes, Diversisporales, Acaulosporaceae.
AUGUUAGAAAACCUCAAUUAUCAAUCAGGUUAUAAACCUUCGUUUCCCCCCUCAAUAACCACUAAUGAAAUAGUUAAAACGCACUUAAAAAAAGGUCUCGGAAACACCAAUAGAACAUUAAACGCCUUUCUUAUUUAUAGAAUCGCGUAUAAUCGAGAAGCUUCAGAACAUAAUCUCGGAAAUAUUUCAAAGAGGGCAAGUUGUUCGUGGAAAAAUGAACCAGAUCAUGUGAAAAGUUUUUACAGGGAACUGGCAGAAGAUGUCAAGACCUGUUUUAGAAAGAAGGUGCCAAUUUGUUUUGUUAACCAUCAAAGUUUAUCGGCUGUUCCUCCUCAGAAUUCUCUUCCAACAAGUAUGGACACGUCAGUAAAUUCCUUUACGAAAAUUCUUAAAGAAAGUUUGGAAAUGACUGAGGAUACAUUUCCUAAACUUUUCCCUAUUGACGGUUCCUUUAUUAUUCAAGAAAGUAUGGUCAUGAUUGAUAAUAUAUUUCCUGAACUUCUUCCUACCGACAAUUCCUUUAUACCUCAAGAAAUUAUGGAUGUGACUGACUCCUUUAUGCCUCAAGAAGUUAUGGACGUAACAGAUGAUGCAUUCCCUAAACUUUUCCCUACUGACGAUUCCUUUAAUGAGACUCUCAAAGAAAUUACAAACAUGGAUGAUAAUGUAUUCUUAAAAUCCCUCCCCGACGACUUGGCGUUAACUUAUAAGGAGAUCAUUAAUUCUCUACCAAAUGAGUUAUAUUUACGAAAAUAA